Messenger RNA from Canis lupus familiaris (dog), 1440 nucleotides. RefSeq names its product podoplanin (gene PDPN). Gene Ontology annotation, biological process: regulation of myofibroblast contraction; regulation of lamellipodium morphogenesis; actin-mediated cell contraction. Gene Ontology annotation, cellular component: filopodium; apical plasma membrane; basolateral plasma membrane. Gene Ontology annotation, molecular function: protein-folding chaperone binding; chemokine binding; signaling receptor binding. The record is from RefSeq and is marked provisional. NCBI's taxonomy places the organism in Eukaryota, Metazoa, Chordata, Mammalia, Carnivora, Canidae.
GUCAGCUCGGCGGCGGCGGCUGCGGGAGGAGGAAGCUUGGGGACCCUGGGCGCCGGGGCUCCUGCUCCCCGCGGCCUUCCAGCCCCUCUUCCCUGGCUCCCGGGGCCGGGCCCUGGCCGCAGAGCUUGGACCCCCCCAGCGCCGAGACAACCGCUGGCCCCCAGGGGACCGGGCAGCCGACGAGAUGUGGAGGGUGCCAGUCCUGCUCUUGGUUUUGGGCGGCGCGGGGCUCCGGGUCCCGGCAGCAGGAGCCAGCACAGUCCGGCCAGAUGACAUAAUACCAGGUGUAGAAGACAGCGUGGUGACCCCAGGCACAGAAGACAGCGUGGUGACGCCAGGCGCAGAAGAUAACGUGGUGACUGACGGUGCCACUGAAGAGCCUUAUGAGUCUGGCUUAACCCCUCUGGUGACAAAAAAUACAGAGAGUGUAACAGACUUACACUUAGAGGAUGGGCCGACUCAAGAAAGCACAGUCCAUGCCAAAGAAGAGAGCCAGAGCACCACAACCUUGAAUGUAGUGACUAGUCACUCCAGAGAGAAAGUAGGUGAAGACACCGAGACAACGGUUGAGAAAGAUGGCCUGGCAACAGUGACCCUGGUUGGGAUCAUAGUUGGAGUCUUACUAGCCAUUGGAUUAAUUGGUGGGAUCAUCAUUGUGGUUGCUCGAAAAAUGUCAGGAAGGUACUCGCCCUAAAGAGCUGAAGAAUUGUGCCCUUCUACCAACACAUUUAAAAGAGAGUUUCCGACUUCCCCGUCCCCAAGCAUGUGGGAGAAGAUGACCCAUGGAAAUGCUUGGCGAUCCCACUACCAAAUCCAUGGUGAUCCCUCCACUUACCAAAAGUAACCCAAGGAAAGACAGUUCACAAGACUUGCUCCUCUAGGCAGGCAUCUGUCUUCUGAAAAUGUUUUUAAAUAUAAAUUUUGCAAAAGAGGAUUCAAAAGACACAAUGCCUAGAAAAUGGAGCAAAACCACGUAAACUGAUUUGUAACUAAGACAAUAUAAUUUAAUUGAUGUUAGAAAUUAUGCUCCCAUCUCCGUUCUGACCAUUCUCUCGUAUUGUUAAAAUGCAAUCAAGCCUGGAAAUAUUUAUACCAGUGGAGCCCUUGAGUUGAGUGCGACGUUCAUAAACAGCAGAAGCAUUUUGCAAUUUCCGAUCUGUUGAAAUGUACACAUUCCAAUCUGGCCUGCUUUUUUAAAGCCUAACUUCAUGUGAAUAAUCAAAUAGAAAAAUCUAAACUUGUAUAAUAUGUAAUGACCAACUGCCUUUCCCUGGCCCAGAUAAAUAAUUUCAAAGGCGCCCGUGUUAGGUCAUAAACGGGAAGUCUAUGGUUUGGAGAAGGGAUUUGUUUAUCGCAAUAAGGUCAUCGGGCAGGCUCUAGGCUUGCUUAUUGCCUUCUCCAGCGAUGGCUUGGUGACUCAAAGGCUUGCUCCCACCUGCC